Drosophila montana is the source of this 4713-nucleotide messenger RNA. RefSeq names its product ankyrin-3-like. The record is from RefSeq and is a predicted model, not a curated record. NCBI's taxonomy places the organism in Eukaryota, Metazoa, Arthropoda, Insecta, Diptera, Drosophilidae. Gene Ontology annotation, molecular function: protein binding. The transcript has 9 exons. Bases 489 to 3968 code for a protein of 1159 amino acids. Gene Ontology annotation, cellular component: cytoplasm.
CUGGAGUUGAACAUUGAAGAAAACGGCAGCAAAAAUCAAACGCUCCUCAGCGUGUUUUUUUAGAAGCGACUGUGUUGAACAGAAAGGAAUCCAAUCAGACACACCAACACAGUCACACUCACAGUUACAGUUACAGUCACAGUCACACAUAAACGUACACUGACACACACACACACACACAUAGACACACCCUCGCACACACAUGCACUCGCGUACAUAAGGCUUACAUAAAAUCUAAGGAAAAAUCGAUGCGAGUGCAUUUAAAAUUCAACAAGGAAAGUCUCAGCUAGUGAAAUUUCUUCGCGUUAAACUCGAAUUAAAAGUAAAAAAAAUUCAUUAGUUAGCCGAGUGAAAAAAAAACUAUGACUAAUCAGUGACGACAUACGCGAGCUUCGCUUACACAAUAUCUCUAUACUAGAUAUACGACAUACCACAUAAGAUUGAAAAUCGGUUGAAAAAAUUUCCAAUUGGAAAUCGGUGUACGCAAAAUGGUCACUGAAAAUGGAGCUCAGGGCGAUGGCAACACUUCCUUUCUGCGUGCCGCACGCGCUGGCAAUUUGGAGCGCGUGCUGGAACAUCUGAAGAACAACAUUGACAUCAACACCAGCAAUGCAAACGGCUUGAAUGCACUGCAUUUGGCUUCCAAGGAUGGACACAUACACGUUGUCUCGGAGCUGCUGCGACGCGGCGCCCUUGUCGACAGCGCUACCAAGAAGGGCAACACGGCUCUGCACAUUGCCUCUCUGGCGGGACAGGAAGAGGUGGUGAAGCUGUUGCUGGAGCACAACGCCUCCGUCAAUGUGCAGUCGCAGAAUGGCUUCACACCGCUCUACAUGGCCGCCCAGGAGAAUCACGAUGCGGUUGUGCGCCUAUUGCUGUCCAAUGGCGCCAACCAAAGUCUGGCCACGGAGGAUGGGUUCACGCCACUGGCGGUGGCCAUGCAGCAGGGACAUGAUAAGGUUGUAGCCGUGCUCCUCGAGAGCGAUACACGUGGCAAGGUCCGCCUACCAGCGCUCCACAUAGCUGCCAAAAAGGAUGACGUCAAAGCAGCUACGCUUCUACUGGACAAUGACCACAAUCCGGAUGUGACUUCCAAGUCGGGCUUUACGCCGCUGCACAUUGCCUCGCACUAUGGCAACCAGAACAUUGCCAAUCUGCUGAUCCAGAAGGGUGCCGAUGUCAACUACUCGGCCAAGCACAACAUCAGUCCACUCCACGUGGCUGCCAAGUGGGGCAAGACCAACAUGGUCUCGCUGCUGCUCGAGAAGGGCGGCAACAUUGAGGCUAAGACCCGGGAUGGCCUCACACCGCUCCACUGCGCUGCCCGCUCCGGCCACGAGCAGGUUGUGGACAUGCUGCUGGAGCGCGGCGCACCCAUUAGCGCCAAAACCAAGAACGGUCUCGCACCAUUGCAUAUGGCUGCCCAGGGCGAGCAUGUGGAUGCCGCACGUAUUCUGCUCUACCAUCGCGCACCCGUUGACGAGGUAACCGUUGAUUAUUUGACUGCUCUGCAUGUGGCCGCCCACUGUGGACAUGUGCGUGUGGCAAAGCUCCUGCUGGACCGCAAUGCCGAUGCCAAUGCACGUGCCCUCAACGGGUUCACGCCCCUGCACAUUGCUUGCAAGAAGAACCGAUUGAAGGUCGUCGAACUGUUGCUGCGUCACGGCGCCAGCAUAAGCGCCACCACAGAGAGUGGGCUGACACCGCUGCAUGUGGCCGCCUUCAUGGGUUGCAUGAAUAUUGUCAUUUACUUGCUGCAGCAUGACGCCAGCCCGGAUGUGCCCACUGUGCGUGGCGAGACUCCAUUGCAUUUGGCUGCACGCGCCAACCAGACGGACAUCAUCCGCAUACUUUUGCGCAAUGGCGCCCAGGUUGAUGCACGAGCUCGGGAACAGCAAACACCGCUGCAUAUCGCCUCGCGACUCGGCAAUGUUGACAUUGUCAUGCUAUUGCUGCAACAUGGCGCUCAGGUGGACGCCACCACGAAGGAUAUGUACACGGCACUGCAUAUUGCUGCCAAGGAGGGUCAGGAUGAGGUGGCCGCUGUGCUGAUUGAGAAUGGCGCCGCUUUGGAUGCGGCCACCAAGAAGGGAUUCACGCCACUGCAUCUGACGGCUAAGUAUGGGCAUAUUAAGGUCGCCCAGCUGCUGCUCCAGAAGGAGGCGGAUGUGGAUGCGCAGGGCAAGAAUGGCGUCACGCCUCUGCAUGUGGCCUGCCACUACAACAACCAACAAGUGGCACUGUUGCUGCUAGAGAAGGGCGCCAGUCCACACGCGACCGCCAAAAAUGGACACACGCCGCUUCACAUUGCGGCGCGCAAGAACCAGAUGGACAUUGCCACCACUCUGCUGGAGUAUGGCGCUCAGGCCAAUGCCGAAAGCAAGGCCGGAUUUACGCCACUGCAUCUAAGCAGCCAGGAGGGACAUGCCGAGAUAUCCAAUCUAUUGAUCGAGCACAAGGCUGCCGUCAAUCAUCCAGCCAAAAAUGGUCUGACCCCUAUGCAUCUGUGCGCUCAGGAGGACAAUGUAAACGUGGCAGAGAUUUUGCAGCGCAACGGCGCCAAUAUCGACAUGGCUACUAAGGCUGGCUAUACACCGCUGCAUGUUGCCUCGCACUUCGGCCAGGCUAAUAUGGUGCGUUUCCUGCUGCAGAACGGCGCCAACAUUGACAUGGCCACCAAGGCUGGCUAUACGCCACUGCAUCAGACCGCCCAGCAGGGCCAUUGCCACAUUGUCAACUUGCUGUUGGAGCACAAGGCGAAUGCCAAUGCACAGACCGUCAACGGACAGACGCCACUGCAUAUUGCACGCAAACUGGGCUACAUCAGUGUGCUUGAUUCUCUGAAGUCGAUUACCAAGGAGGAUGAGGCAGCCACUGCAUCCGCUCAGACCGAGGAAAAGUAUCGCGUUGUGGCGCCUGAGGCCAUGCACGAAUCCUUCAUGUCUGACUCGGAGGAAGAAGGCGGCGAAGACAAUAUGCUAUCCGAUCAACCUUAUCGCUAUUUGACCGUUGAUGAAAUGAAAUCCCUAGGCGACGACUCGCUACCCAUUGAUGUGACCCGCGAUGAGCGUAUGGACUCCAACCGAAUGACCCAAAGUGCCGAAUAUGCCGGUGGUGUACCGCCUACAAUUGGCGAGGAGAUGAUCAGUCCGCACAAGGCUCAGGUAUAUGGCUCCUCGCCCAAGGCAACUGUUGAUGGUGUCUACAUUGCCAAUGGCGUUGGAAACGAAGAGCCACCGCAUGUGGGUCGCAAGCUGAGCUGGAAGAGCUUCCUGGUCUCAUUCCUGGUAGAUGCACGCGGCGGUGCUAUGCGUGGCUGUCGCCACAGCGGCGUGCGUAUGAUAAUUCCGUCGCGCUCCACCUGCCAGCCGACGCGGGUGACCUGCCGCUACGUAAAGCCACAGCGCACCAUGCAUCCGCCGCAGUUGAUGGAGGGUGAGGCCUUGGCCAGUCGCGUCCUGGAGCUCGGACCCUGCUCGACCAAGUUCAUUGGGCCCGUGAUAAUGGAGGUGCCACAUUUUGCUUCGCUACGUGGCAAAGAGCGCGAGAUCAUCAUACUUCGUUCCGAUAACGGCGAAACCUGGCGCGAACACACCAUUGACAACUCUGAGGAGAUCAUACACGAUGUCAUGCAGCAGUGUUUCGAGCCAGAGGAAAUCGCUCAGCUGGAGGAGCAGGCCGGCAAUCAUGUCUGCCGCUUUGUCACAUAUGAUUUCCCUCAGUACUUUGCUGUUGUAUCGCGCAUACGCCAGGAGGUGCACGCCAUCGGACCCGAGGGUGGCAUGGUCUCGAGCACUGUGGUACCGCAGGUUCAGGCCGUUUUCCCUCAGGGCGCUCUAACCAAGAAAAUCAAAGUUGGCUUACAGGUAAACCUCUUUAAACCACGCAAAGGCGUUGCGCCCGAGAAACUACGCAAGAUAAGCGUCAAUCAUGUGCCCAAAAAGAAGCGCUUCUCGCUCAUUUGGUAAACACCACUUAAUGGGUGCAAGAUCUACAAAAAGUAAUCGGUCUACAUAGUAUAUACUAAUAAUCGUGCAUUUAACAUACAUAUACAGCUUCCCUAACGUAUAGCAAUAACGAAAAGUUUUCCAUAUAUAUUAAAAAUACGCAUUUAAAAACGAAUUAAUCAAAUAUAUAGAAGAUGUAAUACCGCUCCAUAAAAUCUGUAAUUCGCGUAAUAGUCGGUGAAGCCAAACCAAAUAGAUGAUAUACACUUAAAUAUAUUUAUAUAUCUAUAUAUUUAGCAAGGCCAGAAAGUAAUUUCUAAGGCGUAUUCGCAAUGAAACCUAUUAUCAAAUCAAAAUAUUAACAUAUAUUUCAAUAGAUUUAGAUUUGUCUAGAAAUAUUCCUACUUUGAAUGCCUCUCGUUAAAUUCUUUUGUUGGGGGGGGCCAAAUGUUAUUUAUGAAAUAUGUGCACUUUGUUUGAAUAUACUAAAUCACGACAGAACUAGUUGAGAAUUUUUUUUGGCACUGAGAAGAUAUUUAAAUUAUCCACGCUAACUUUAUCACAUAUGCUAAAGAAAUAACUACUUUAUAGUGACUUGCAAUAAUACUUAUAUAAACUAAUACAUUUAUGAUGAUUGAUCAUGGAUCAAGCGACUUAUAGCAGAUCGCGUAUUUUCUUAAAGCUUAAUACUUAAACAAUAAUACGAUUGUCCAUUUGAUCGAGACAAAUUAAUUAUAUACACAACAAUUUAAUACUAUAUAUAUAU